Molecule: messenger RNA, 1092 nt
Organism: Sphaeramia orbicularis (orbiculate cardinalfish)
Lineage: Eukaryota; Metazoa; Chordata; Actinopteri; Kurtiformes; Apogonidae
Gene: rpsa
Product: ribosomal protein SA
Exons: 8
Coding region: 103-1044 (313 amino acids)
Biological process (GO): translation
Cellular component (GO): ribosome; small ribosomal subunit
Molecular function (GO): structural constituent of ribosome; laminin receptor activity
Source: RefSeq, a predicted model, not a curated record
CGUCAUUUCCUCGGUCGCCCUCUUUUCACCGUGUGGACAGAUUUCCAUACGGCGUUGUUUCGUGCUCUCCCAUUAAUUCGUAACGCAGGGAAAGCGGUCACGAUGUCCGGAGGUCUGGAUGUCCUUCAAAUGAAGGAGGAGGAUGUGCUGAAGUUCCUAGCGGCAGGAACCCAUCUGGGAGGCACCAACUUGGACUUCCAGAUGGAGCAAUACGUCUAUAAGAGAAAAAGCGACGGUGUGUAUAUCAUUAACCUGAAGAAGACAUGGGAGAAGCUACUACUGGCAGCCAGGGCCAUUGUUGCCAUUGAGAACCCAGCUGAUGUGUGCGUCAUCUCCUCCAGGAACACGGGACAGAGAGCAGUGCUGAAGUUUGCCUCUGCCACCGGAGCAACCACCUUCCAUGGUCGUUUCACUCCUGGUACAUUCACCAAUCAGAUCCAGGCAGCUUUCAGGGAGCCCCGCCUCCUGAUUGUGACUGAUCCUCGUGCUGACCAUCAGCCACUGACUGAGGCUUCCUAUGUGAACAUCCCCACCAUUGCCCUGUGCAACACUGAUUCCCCACUUAGAUACGUGGACAUUGCUAUCCCCUGCAACAACAAGGGUCACCACUCUGUGGGUCUGAUGUGGUGGAUGUUGGCAAGGGAGGUCCUGAGGAUGAGGGGAACCAUUUCCAGGGAGCACCCGUGGGAGGUUAUGCCUGAUCUGUACUUCUACAGAGACCCUGAGGAGAUUGAGAAGGAGGAGCAGGCUGCUGCUGAGAAGGCUGGUGCAAAGGAAGACUUUCAGGGUGAAUGGAGCGCUCCUGCUGCUGAGUUUGCUCAACCUGAGGUGGCUGACUGGUCUGAGGGUGUUGCUGUGCCAUCUGUGCCCAUCCAGCAAUUCCCUGCAGCUACUGCAGCAGCUGCAGCAGCGGCAGCAGCAGUAGUCAAGACUGGUGAAGUCUUUUCUGAGGACUGGAGCACCCAGCCUGCCACAGAGGACUGGUCCACUGCCCCCACUGCUCAGGCAUCUGACUGGGGUGGUGCCACUUCUGACUGGUCUUAAAUCAAUGACCAAAACGAGAAUAAAAAGUGUUUUUUUAACACACACUGA